CAUUAACCGGCAGACGUUCAGUCGCCAUAUAAACUUGUUACCAAGAACAACUUAUACCAAGCUAUACAAAAAUUAAGCUGCCACAGCAACAACAAAAAGUGAAAUCUUUUCAAAAAUAGAUACAAAUUGAUGAAAAUAAGAGCACAUUUUUUAAAAGUAAAAUAUAUUGCCUAAGUUCAAAAAGACUGAAUUUGUGAAUUAUAUUAAUUCCAAAAAGAAAACACUAACUUAAAUACUACUAGAAAAGUGUUUUCCACAAUUUCCAAGUACAGUUUUAAGUCACAUUUGUACAUUUUGCGCAAGAAAGCCAACUUCCAGCUCAGCAAAAUCGAUAGAAAUACUCAAAGUGAACAUUUUUAUACUCAAAAAAGCUUAACUUUGCGCACCAAUACACACACAAAAAGUGCUGCAAAAGCUCCGGCAAUCGUGCGAUUUUUAUAACUCGCUAUUGACAUCGUGUGUUUUAGUGAAAAAGAUUGCGUGCCCAGACAGCCGAGUUGCUGAAAAGAGACACAAUUUUUAUUGAACAUUGAAUUGAAAUUCAGUUAUUGCUGAACUUUUGUAAAACCAACAAGACACUAAAAAAGAACUGCUGAACAGCCAGUAAAAAUUUUAACAAAAAAAGCUAGAAAAUAAAAUUACACUAAUAAAGAAGCUAAUAAAAAAAGACUGUGUGCCUUUUGUAUGAAAAAAAAUAUAGAAACUAAAAACAAAAGCAAAUAAGCACAAAAAAAUCUAAAAGAGAUUAAGCAAAAAUUCAAGCAUAACUUUGCUGCAAAAAUCAUUGCUAAAAGAAGCGACUUUUUUCCGUCGAAAAAUCAACAGCCAACGUGUCGUUUCUUACGCUUUAGUAAGAAAAAAUUUUUUAAAGCUGUGAAAUUGUUAUAUAAUUUCAAAACUAAAACUAUCGCUCGCUCAUUAAAAAGCGUUACAUAGAGACUCAACACACAAACACACAUAUCACACACGCCCAAAUAAAGGCAAUCAAAAAAAAAUAAAAAUAAAAAUAAAAGUGUUAAGCGUUAAAGUGCGCUGUUGAGAUAGAAAAAAAAAAGCGAAUAACUAUAAACUUUGGUGAGAGAAAUUAAAACCAGCAACACGCGCGACACCGAGAAAAAAAUGAUGGGCACAAUGUCGAUGCGUCAACCUGAAAAUUGGCUAUACGAAAUUUGGCAGAAGGGACAAGACAGUCCAUGCUAUGUGAUGGUACCCAAUGCAAAAGAUCUGGUCAAAUCCCAUCUUAUGAUAGCUGUUCGCGAGGAAGUUGAAGUACUCAAGGAGAAAAUUUCCGAGCUGAUGGAUAAGAUCAAUCAACUUGAAGUUGAGAAUACCAUACUGAAGGCGAAUAUGUCGCAGGAGACAUUGCAACAAUUGCAAAUGCAAACGCAGCUACAAAUCGCUGGUAGCAACUCAAACAGCCAAAGUAAUGACAGCAAUGCAGGAACACCGGCGAUUACAGCAGGCACGACGAAUGGUGGCACAGCGCCAGCCAACAAUAUGAUUGCUGCAGCGCCUCAGCAACAGCAGCAGCAGCAACAACAGCAAGCUGGCACUCCAACAUCAGCAGCUGCGGCUAACGAGAGCAACGAUGCCAGUCCAGCGGCAGAGACAACAACAACAGCAGGCACAGCAGCAUCAGGAGCAGCAGCGGCCAACAAUGGUGAUGAAACUACAGCAGCGGCCACCACAAAUGGUCCAUUGCCAUCCUCCUAAGCGCCACAAGUUGAAGCGUUUGUUGAAUCAGCUUAGUUGAAGCGAGGAGUAGAGUUAAAAUAAACAGAAGAAGAAGAAGAAGAAGCGAGAAAAAAUCAAAUCAGAAAACUUUCAAAGCCACAGUUUUUGAAGAUUUGGUGGCGUUACAUAAGUGGGAUUGUGUAAUGUUGGUGAAUGUUUUUUUUUGUUGUAAUAACAAUGUGUAACUAAAUAUAUAGUUGCUGUGUCUGUGUGUGUGUGUGUCGUAUAGACUGAAGAAUUGUAUGCGCAGGUAUACAAAAAAUUUAAUGAGAAUCUUUUAUUGUUUUGUAUUGCUUUGGCUUAAGAUUUGAUUAAGAAAAAAAAAUUUUUAGUGAAAGAUUUUCAUUGCCAACCAAAGUAGUAAGAGAACAUAAAGUUAAAAGUAUUGGCUGCGAAAAUGUUUGCUGUUUUUGAGAAAUAGCGCUAAGCGUUGUUGCUACGGAGUAAAUGUAUAACAAAGUUGUUAAAGUUGUACUACAUAUUUUAAAUACAUACAUACAUAUAUUUAUUUUUUUACAUACACAUGCAAGUUACAAGCAGCUUUCGAUUUUAAGGGAAUGCAGAAUUUUUCAAAACAGCAAACAUUAUUAGCCAAGAACUGCCAAAGCAAUACAAAAAAGCAA
Rhagoletis zephyria (snowberry fruit fly) is the source of this 2357-nucleotide messenger RNA. RefSeq names its product TSC22 domain family member bunched (gene bun). Gene Ontology annotation, cellular component: cytosol; nucleus. The record is from RefSeq and is a predicted model, not a curated record. NCBI's taxonomy places the organism in Eukaryota, Metazoa, Arthropoda, Insecta, Diptera, Tephritidae. Gene Ontology annotation, biological process: negative regulation of apoptotic process; positive regulation of cell population proliferation; regulation of transcription by RNA polymerase II.